CCGGCCAAUAGGGCCGCGGCUUGCUGCCCGGUGCCGUUGCCAUGCUGCUGGGCGGCGCUGACGAUGACGCGAGGUUAAUGGCAGCGGCGGAGGAAGGAGCGGCAGCGGCCCCAGCCCCGGCCGCCGCGCCGGGUGGCUGGUGGAGCCUGGAGGCGGCGGCCGAGCAGCUCGGCGCCUCGGAACCGGCGCUCAAGCUCUUCGUCUCCAUCAUCCUCGGAUACCCCUUUGCCUUCUUCCACCGGUGGCUCCUCCUGGGACGGGGAGCUCACCUAGUGCAUUACUACAACUCCAUGCUCGGCCUCUGGAUCGCGUACUUCAACUUCGGUUGGCACAUGCUGCACUCCCUCGCUUGUGUCGUCGUCCAGUUCCUGAUCCUCAGGCUGAUGGGGAGGACGGUCACCUGUGUCGCAUCCACUUUCCUCUUCCAGAUGGCCUACCUCUUAGCGGGCUACUACUUCACGGCCACCGAGCAGUACGACAUCAAGUGGACGAUGCCCCACUGCGUGCUCACCCUGAAGCUCAUCGGUCAGUGCCGGGGCUCCGGCGGGUGGCGGGGCGGACGCGUUUUGGGAAUGAAUGGGGCGCGUGUGUUCUGGGAUCACGUGGGCAGCCCCUUCCCCCAACUUCAUCCCUUCCCGUCUCUCUGAUCAGCGUCCCCUCCGAGGAAUUUAAACCACCCGCUAAAGGUCUUUGCCUGACCCCUUUCCC
Messenger RNA from Hypanus sabinus (Atlantic stingray), 708 nucleotides. RefSeq names its product lysophospholipid acyltransferase 5-like. Gene Ontology annotation, cellular component: membrane. The transcript is spliced from 4 exons. The record is from RefSeq and is a predicted model, not a curated record. The coding region runs from base 42 to 647 and encodes 201 amino acids. Lineage: Eukaryota; Metazoa; Chordata; Chondrichthyes; Myliobatiformes; Dasyatidae. Gene Ontology annotation, biological process: lipid modification; phosphatidylcholine biosynthetic process. Gene Ontology annotation, molecular function: lysophospholipid acyltransferase activity; 1-acylglycerophosphocholine O-acyltransferase activity.